AUGUCCUACAUCCAAAAACGCGGGGUGAAUUCCACCAUCCGCAAAAUGACAGCUAGACAACAAGCCUCUGACGUAUUCUCCUAUGGAUACAUAAUCACCUGCAAGGCAAACGGAAAAGAAACACAAAAGCUGGUGGAGAAGUUAAUCACUCUUUCCAAGAAGGGAACUCUUGCAGACAAGAGAAGAAUCGCUUCUGCAAUAAUAAGAACCAAGAAAUAUGAGAAAGAUGAACUUCUUAAAAAAAUCUAUGUGGACAUAGCACAAAGAUACAGAAGCAGAAAAGGAGGAUGCACCCGACUUGUUAAGACCCAAGACAAAGACCGAGUACUACUGGCCCUAGUCUAG
Messenger RNA from Rattus rattus (black rat), 345 nucleotides. RefSeq names its product 50S ribosomal protein L17-like. NCBI's taxonomy places the organism in Eukaryota, Metazoa, Chordata, Mammalia, Rodentia, Muridae. Gene Ontology annotation, biological process: translation. Gene Ontology annotation, cellular component: ribosome; cytosolic large ribosomal subunit. The transcript has a single exon. Gene Ontology annotation, molecular function: structural constituent of ribosome. The coding region runs from base 1 to 345 and encodes 114 amino acids. The record is from RefSeq and is a predicted model, not a curated record.